AGUGGGUAUCUCACCAUGCUGGCCUGUCUUUGCAACUUUAACUGCGUUCAUAUCAAGAUUUAGGGGCAUCUGUCCUGCCAUUUGUAUUUUUCUCCAUUCAAAGUUUGGCAUCUUGUACCGUUCAUUGAAUGGCCUCCUACGUCUCAAAUUGAAGCAAGGCCUUCUUCUCACUUAUCUCAACCUGGUUUUAACAUCAUGGAAGUCAUGCCCAUGGAAGAAGACGGCGCUGCCUAUUACAGAGCUAAGGAAGUGAAGGAAUUUGAAGAGACCAGAGCUGGGGUUAAGGGCCUCGUGGACUCUGGAAUUGAAAAGCUUCCUAGGUUCCUCAUUCAUCCACCGGAGUCCCUCGCAAACUCUUCCGUUGCUGAUGCUGCCACUACUUGCUUCCGUGUGCCGGUGAUAGAUUUCCAAGGGUGUGAAAGCUCUCGCCGGACAGAGGUUAUCAAGGAAAUUCGUGAAGCGUCAGAAACGUGGGGCUUCUUCCAGAUGGUGAAUCAUGGAGUCCCAGUUCCUCUUAUGGACAACAUGCUUAAAGCAAUCAGAGAAUUUCACGAACAAGAAAGGGAGGUGAAGAAGGAAUGGUAUUCCCGAGACAGCAAGACACGAGUAAGGUACUUCUGCAACGGAGACCUCUUCGUCUCCAAAGCCGCAAAUUGGAGGGACACCUUACUCUUCGACUUCCAGGACGGUCCCCUGAACUCCGAAACCUUCCCACAAAUAUGCAGAGAAACGGUGAGCGAGUACAUUGAGCAUAUGAGGAAACUGAGAGAGAGAGUAUCGGAACUACUGUCAGAGGCACUGGGGCUAAGGGCGGAUUGGCUGGGGAGCUUAGGAUGCAUGAAAAGGGAAUCAUUGGUGUGUCACUAUUACCCGCCUUGUCCCCAGCCACAUCUCACAUUUGGCACCACCAAGCACUCGGAUCCAUCGUCCCUUACAUUGCUUCUGCAAGAUAACGUAGGUGGCCUCCAGGUUCUUCAUCGAGACCAGUGGGUUGACAUAAACCCCGUGCCCGGAGCACUGGUGGCCAACAUCGGAGAUCUCAUGCAGCUGAUCACCAAUGACAAGUUCAAGAGCGUGGAGCAUAGGGUACUGGCUGGACAAGUGGGCCCCAGGGUAUCGGCUGCCUGUCUGUUAUAUCCAAGGGAGAAAUGUAGAGCAUAUGGACCCCUGGAGGAAUUUACGUCCACCAUUGACCCGCCUCUCUACAGGGAAACUACCAUCAGCGAGUACCUCGCUUACUACAGAUCAAAAGGCCUCGACGGCAGCAAGACCCUCCCUCAUUUUAGACUAUGAGAAGGAAUAAUGAGCUGCCACUUAACUACUUUGUCACCUUUUAAUAUACUCUCCAUCUCUUCUUUAUUCACAAUCUGAUGCCUUGCAUUUUAACUUUUUCUUUCCGGCCAACAUGCCUUAGACUCGUAUUAACGCUAGUUUUAAGAUGCCUCAACGCAUUGGUAUAUUUCUAAUGUCAAACUCUUGA
Messenger RNA from Neltuma alba, 1480 nucleotides. RefSeq names its product 1-aminocyclopropane-1-carboxylate oxidase homolog 1-like. The transcript has 3 exons. NCBI's taxonomy places the organism in Eukaryota, Viridiplantae, Streptophyta, Magnoliopsida, Fabales, Fabaceae. The record is from RefSeq and is a predicted model, not a curated record. Bases 196 to 1293 code for a protein of 365 amino acids.